CACAAAGAAGUAACGCUAAUGCGGAAAUACUGCAAACAGGAAAAACAUUAGAGUUGGAGAGAUCGGAUUUAAUUGAUUGUUUUAAUCAGUAGCAUGGCAGUCAGCGCGGUGCAUUUAGAGUCCGACGCUUUUCUCGUCUGUAUGAAUCACGCCUUGAGUACAGAGAAGGAGGAAGUCAUGGGGCUGUGCAUCGGAGAGGUGGACACAAAUCGCAUUGUCCACAUCCACUCGGUUAUUAUCCUGCGGCGGUCUGACAAGAGGAAGGACCGAGUAGAGAUUUCUCCUGAACAGCUUUCUGCAGCCUCCACUGAAGCGGAGAGGUUGGCUGAUAUGACGGGGCGUCCUGUACGGGUAGUGGGAUGGUACCACUCUCAUCCUCACAUCACUGUGUGGCCAUCACACGUUGAUGUGAGGACCCAGGCCAUGUACCAGAUGAUGGAUCAGGGGUUUGUUGGUCUCAUCUUUUCCUGCUUUAUUGAAGAUAAGAACACGAAGACCGGUCGAGUUCUGUACACAUGUUUUCAGUCAGUGCAAGCCCAGAAAGGCUCAGAGUAUGAGAGGAUCGAGAUUCCAGUCCACGUGGUUCCUCACGAGGCCAUUGGUAAAGUGUGUCUGGAAUCUGCAGUGGAACUUCCCAGAAUUCUGUGUCAAGAGGAACAGGACACAUACAGGAGGAUCCACAGUUUAACUCAUUUGGAUCCAAUCACAAAGAUACACAAUGGCUCAGUAUUCACCAAAAACCUGUGCAGUCAGAUGUCAGCAGUAAGCGGGCCGCUGUUGCAGUGGCUGGAGGAUCGACUGGAGCAGAACAAAAAGAGCAUCGUGGAGCUGCAGAAAGAGAAAGAGAGACUGACUCAGGAGCUGGCCUCGUUAUGAUCACCACCAUCACCAUCACCGUGCUGCAGCUCCAGGCUUCAUCUUCUACACUUUAAGUUUCUCGUCUAAAGCAGCUGGUGCACUGAACACCGUGGCCUUUCUGUCAGUCUGCAAACUCGAGAUCAGGAAUCAGUGCUUAUGAGGAGAGGAAGAAAGCAAGUAGAUAGAGAGAGAGAGAGAGACACAGUGUCUAAUCACCACUUUAUGAUGUUUAUUACACUGCUGUUGUUGUUGAUGUUCUCGAUGUUAAUGACGUUGCACAAUUUCUGCUGGUCAUUGUUUCCAGAACUCACCUGAUGACAGAAAAGUAAGUAGAUUCUUUUUAAUAAAUAUUUUUCUGCCUACAUUUUGUUCCACAUUUAUGUCCUUUUAUUUUUUUCCUUUUCAUUUAUGUCCUCAUGAGCAAAAUGUAAUGUUAGUACUAUUUUGUUGUCCUCAAAAACACACACACACACACGAACGAUGCACAAAUAUGUCUAAUUAUAAUAUGAUGCGAAAUAAACUGGGAAAGUUGAAGUUUUCAAA
Messenger RNA from Neoarius graeffei (lesser salmon catfish), 1401 nucleotides. It is a transcript of the gene brcc3, whose product is annotated as BRCA1/BRCA2-containing complex, subunit 3. NCBI's taxonomy places the organism in Eukaryota, Metazoa, Chordata, Actinopteri, Siluriformes, Ariidae. Gene Ontology annotation, biological process: double-strand break repair. The transcript has 8 exons. Bases 94 to 876 code for a protein of 260 amino acids. Gene Ontology annotation, cellular component: BRCA1-A complex; BRISC complex. Gene Ontology annotation, molecular function: cysteine-type deubiquitinase activity; polyubiquitin modification-dependent protein binding; metallopeptidase activity. The record is from RefSeq and is a predicted model, not a curated record.